Pieris rapae (cabbage white) is the source of this 874-nucleotide messenger RNA. RefSeq names its product chymotrypsin-1-like. The record is from RefSeq and is a predicted model, not a curated record. The transcript has 5 exons. Lineage: Eukaryota; Metazoa; Arthropoda; Insecta; Lepidoptera; Pieridae. The coding region runs from base 1 to 768 and encodes 255 amino acids. Gene Ontology annotation, biological process: proteolysis. Gene Ontology annotation, molecular function: serine-type endopeptidase activity.
AUGUUUAUUAUUCGUUCCUUAAACGCGAUUGUAUUUUUAGGCAAAAGUGAUAUAGAACAAAGAAUCCUUGGCGGUCAGGAUGCUCCCGAAGGAAAAGCUAAAUGGCAGGCCUCUAUAAGAUUCGGUUAUUGGCAACACAAUUGCGGCGCUAGUGUUCUCAAUGAAAGAUGGCUUUUAACUGCUGCUCACUGCAUGUACAGUUACGGACAAUAUCUAUCGAUGUUGAGCGUGGUGGUAGGUACCAACCAUCUCCGAUCAGGAGGUCAAAGAUACAACCUAGAGUCGUACAUCAUUCACGAGAACUACAACCCUACGACUCAGGCCAACGACCUGUGUUUAUUAAAAACAUCAACACCAAUCGUUUACAACGAUAAAGUUCAGCCAGCCGAAAUGCCAACCGAGGAAACACAACCCGGCUCAAACCUGAUGCUGACUGGAUGGGGAGAGAUGGGAACCGAUGGCGACAUUCCCGACAAUCUGCAAAUGCUAAACUUCACAUCUAUAGGCACCAAGGAAUGUGAUGACAAAUACAAGGAGUUCUACGGAAAACGUGGGAAAUCUUUCCCCAUCACUGACAAACAGCUCUGUAUGACUGCCAAGCAAGGGACUGGAGGAUGUAAGGGAGACUCUGGUGGUCCCGUAGUUAAAGAUUUGUCCUUAGUCGGUGUGGUGUCUGUUGGUGUUGUACCAUGCGGCUAUGGUGUACCAGAAGUAUCGACGAACGUGAUCAAAUACGUUCCUUGGAUCAAGCAACAUACAGGAAUGUAAAUUUAACGAGUCCUUUACUAGUUGUACCAAACCAGCAGAAUAGGACGAUAAAUAUUAGUGAUUUGUAUAUUUUAUGCAGCAAAUUAGAAGGAAAUGUGUAAAAACA